CAGUAGUAAAGUAGUAUAUGUUCUAAGGUCUGUGUAAUAAGAUGCAUAAUUUUAUCUGUUUUGUUUAGUGUAGCUAAUUUAAAUAAUUAUGCGAUUUAAUUUUUUAAAUUUGGGAUAUAAACAAAUUGAAGUAAAUUGAAAAUGACUGCCGAUUGUGCAAUUAGCAAUGAACAAGUGAUUUUUGUUACGGGAGGUUAUGAUCAUACUAUCAAAAUAUGGCAACCGCAUACGGGCGUCUGUCAACGUACUUGUCAACAUACGGAUUCUCAAGUUAACGCAUUGGAUAUCACACCGGAUAAGUAUGUUGUAGCUGCUGCUGGAUAUCAGCAUAUACGAAUGUAUGAUCUAGCUUCAAACAAUCCUAAUCCAGUUAUCAACUAUGAAGGAGUAUCAAAAAAUAUUACCAGUUUAGGUUUUCAUGAAGAAGGAAAAUGGAUGUAUACAGGAGGAGAAGAUUGUUCUGCAAGAGUAUGGGAUUUGAGAUCUAGCAGCUUUCAAUGCCAAAGAAUAUUUCAAGUAUCUGCACCUGUAAAUUGUGUGUGUUUACAUCCCAACCAAGCAGAACUAAUUGUUGGCGAUCAAAGUGGAGUCAUACAUUUAUGGGAUCUUCGUUCUGAUCAUAAUGAACAAUUAAUUCCUGAAGCUGAAUCUUCGAUUCAGGAUAUUACAAUAGAUCAAGAUGGCACUUAUAUGGCUGCGGUAAAUAAUAAAGGACAUUGCUACAUUUGGACGCUUUCAGGAGGCAUCGGAGAAGAACCUACAAAACUUAAUCCUCGUCAUAAGCUUCUAGCUCAUAAACGUUAUGCUCUCCGCUGCAAAUUCAGUCCUGAUUCUACAUCGUUGGUAACAACAUCGGCUGAUCAAACUGCGCGAGUAUGGAGAACAACAGAUUUUUCCGAAGUACAAGUGCUUCAACAUGAGGCAAAGCGUUGGGUUUGGGAUGCAGCAUUCAGCGCAGAUUCUCAAUAUGUAUUUACCGCUUCUUCAGAUGGAGUUGCAAGAUUGUGGAAUGCAUCUACAGGAACAGUAGAACGAGAAUAUCAAGGACAUCAGAAAGCUGUCACAGCUCUUGCUUUUCGCGAUGAAAUUGUUUCCGCAAGCUAGAAAUAAAAAAUGACUAUUUAAAUAUUAGAUUUAGCAACCUAUGAGUGACUCAACCUUAAAUGAGAAUGAAUUUUUAUACAGAAAUUAUACGUUUCGCGUGUUAUUUCCGUGUCCAAAUCCAUUCUUAGAAUGCCAACGUUUCGUCAACAUUGCAGUUCACUUUAUCAGGGCGAGGAGCAGCCUAAUACUAGAAUGAUUUUUUUUAUUUAUUUAAAUUAAUUUAAAAAGGCACAUUACCUUAGUGAGAUCGAGACUAGAACCUCUGGAUUAUGAGUUUUCUGCGUUACGUGCUACACCAUUUCUUCAAUUGAUGAAUGCGUUACUUAUUGUCUAUACUAUAACUAG
Molecule: messenger RNA, 1449 nt
Organism: Mycetomoellerius zeteki
Lineage: Eukaryota; Metazoa; Arthropoda; Insecta; Hymenoptera; Formicidae
Gene: Lst8
Product: MTOR associated protein, LST8
Exons: 7
Coding region: 142-1104 (320 amino acids)
Biological process (GO): TOR signaling; regulation of actin cytoskeleton organization
Cellular component (GO): TORC1 complex; TORC2 complex
Molecular function (GO): protein binding
Source: RefSeq, a predicted model, not a curated record